CUGGACCUGCAAGGGCCACAUGUCGCCGGAAAUAAGGAGGAAUUCCUAACAGAAGCCGGUCGGGAGGACUGGAGAGGAUCAGACUCAAGCAGAUGUGUGAACGCUGACUUUAGUCAACUUAAAAGUGAAGAUGUAGAUAAAAAGUUGGACGUUAAACUUGACAGCUCUGAUUGCCGUGACGGGAGGGCCGAGUCACCGGGGCACUGCUGCUUCGAACCUCCGGAGCUGCCGCUUUUGAGCAGCCGGGAUGGAGAGAGGGACGGUGGUCUGAGUGGGCAGAGCGAUCCCCAGCCGUGGGGUUUGAGUGCUCCGGUGAAAGAAGAAACCGCGGCCUUUGAUUCCGGCCAGGCGGCCAAAAAUCCACUCUCCUGCUUUUUCUGCGGCACGGAAUUUGCAACGGGGGGACUUCUGACCAGGCACGUGCUCAUCCACACAGGAGAGAGCCUGCUCAGGUGCAUCAUUUGUAAGAGGACGUUCGCUCUGGAGGCGGAGCUUGUGAGUCACGUGUGUGCCCGGGAGUCCUCUCGGCGUCACCAAAGCGGGACGGAGGCGGAAGCUGGCGCCGGCCGGCUGUUUCCCUGCUCGCAGUGCGGGGAAGAGUUUUCCCGAAGGGAGGAAUUAAACGUCCACCUCAGGAGCCACGCGCGGGGAGACCCGCUCAAGUGUUCGGUCUGUCAGGCGGUCUGCAGCGACCGGGACUCCCUAAUCCUCCACAUGAGGAUCCACACCAGGCAGACGCAGUUCAGCUGCUCGGUGUGCGGCAAAGACUUUGCCUGGAGGAGACACCUGACCAAGCACAUGGAGGUGCACAUGAAGAGGAAAAAAGUCUUCCGGUGCAGAGUUUGCGGGGGAGAAUUCUGCACCUACUACGUGUUGUCCAAACACAAGCUCAUCCAUCAGCCGCCGGAGCUCCAUCAGGGCCAGACGGAGGAAAACGGCGAAGAAAACGACAACGUGGAGGCAGCAGCUGCCGAGGAGGACUGUGGAGGACCCGGGGGAGUCACGAACCCAGACCCAGGAAGGCAUUUACAGCCAGAGACUGAUGCGGAGGCUUCAGUGGACUUUAAAGCUGAAGAUCAGGAGUUUUUGAAAGAUCCCGGAGCCUCAGGCUCAGAGUUAACCCCCGAGCAACCCAGCGAAGCCCCCGAAAGCGACAUUAAGACGGACAUACAGCAGCUGGCAGUAAAAGAGGACCUCACGGAGGAGGUGAAACAGGAGGAGCCAGAGCCUCCGCAGGUUAAAGAGGAACCGGAGGAGACUGAAGUCACCACCUUCACCUUCGGCUCCGUCCCAGUUAAGACAGAGGAGGACGAAAAGAAACCCCAGCCCUGGCAGCUUUAUGACAGCCAGGCCGAGGACAACGGCGGCUCGGCAGAACAGCCAGAGCCGGCAAAGAACGCCGACUCGGCAGGUCCGGGGGCGCUGUCCUGUAAAAGCGACGACAGCGCAGACAGCGAUUUCUGGAAGGAGGCCAGAGGGCCUCAGUCCGGCCUGAACUCUGAGAGCGAUUCUGGGAAAAAUCCCCCGAGCGGUCCCGAGGACAAACCGCCGGGGUCCCUGCAGCCCGAGAGCGACGACAGCGUGGACAGCGACUUUUGGAAGGACUACAAGAAACCACAGGCCAGCUCCAACCCCCUGAAACAGGACGCGGCGGAGACGGGCGUGAAGUACGUCAACGACCUGAAGCCGUACAGCUGCACGCUGUGCAGCAAGGCCUUCCGCUACAGCUCCUACCUGAAGACGCACAUGAGGCAGCACACGGAGAGGUACUUCUGCUCCGUCUGCGGCUACCGCUCCACCUCCAGCUCCAACCUGAAGGUGCACAUGCGCACCCACACGGGGGAGAAGCCCUUCAGCUGCCCCGUGUGCGACAAGAAGUACACCAACAAGGCCAGCAUGCAGUCCCACAUGUCGGUGCACGCCGCCGAGAGGAAGUACAGCUGCGAGGUGUGCAAGAAGAGCUUCGCCUGGUACACGGAGCUCAAGUACCACCAGUGUCCGGGCGAGGCCUCGCACCACGAAACCUACGAGGAGGACGCCAACAUCAACCUGAAGAGGAACGUCUCUUACAGCUGA
Messenger RNA from Menidia menidia (Atlantic silverside), 2076 nucleotides. The record is from the annotation of a GenBank genome assembly. Lineage: Eukaryota; Metazoa; Chordata; Actinopteri; Atheriniformes; Atherinopsidae.